AUGUCUCUCUUUAAGGCAGUGUUGACCACACUGUCAGUGUCCACUCUUGUUUCUGCCGUACCGUUGGUCGAACGCCAGGACAAUGGCAGCGAACCUGCACCUGCACCUGAGCCAGCUCCGGCUCCCGACGUCGACUGCGCUCCCAACUCGGCCACUGGACUGAAGGCCGAGUGCUGGAAGGCUUUGGAUAUGAACAAGUACAUCACCGACUGGGUUGCUGAGAAUGGCACCAAGGCCAACUGUGAAGAGCUCGGAUUUGCUCAAUGCUAUCUGCAGUUUAACGGCUUCACUGGUCUUACUUGCAACUUGAUCACUAGCGACACUUGCCCACCUUUCAACACCAAGUCUAUUGAGAAGUACGAGUCCAACCAACAGUUCUAUGCUCUCUGGAACAUUUACGCCGUCUACCAAUUCUUCAACCAAUACUCCCAGGCCCUCAGCAACGGCGCUUCCCUCGCUGGCCAAACCAUCGAUGCUAUCGUCGCCAAGGUCGCACCCCCCGUCGAGGCCAACACCCCUACAAGCGAAGUCAUGAGCGUUCUCAGCUCUACCCUCGGAGUCGUCUCUAUCUUCACCGGUGUCAUUCCCGGUGCCUCCGGUAUCGGUGUUGGUUUGAUCAGGGGUGGUCUCAGCGCCGCCUUGGAUCUGGCUGGCAAGCUCGGAAAGCCUUUGACAUUGACCCAGACCGCGAACGAUCGCUUCCUUCAGCUUGGCAAGAUUGGCUCUGACCUGGCUAAGCUUGUUGAGGCUUACCAGCAGAACCUCCUCGAUAGCGUCAAGACUAUCCAGGGCGACCAUGAGAUUUUCCUCGCUGCUUGUGGAGAGGGCGGUUUCUCUCAGCGCGUCACUACUUCGCUUACCAUCCAGGCCAGCACUCUGUACCGUCAACUCCAGCUCUUCAUCCUCUCCAGCGCCCUUAAGGCCAACGGUAUUGUUUCCGCGCGAAGCACUGAUCGCAGCGCCCAGGAUGUCGCCAGAGACACUGGUGAGAUCUCAUGUGACAGUCUCAGUGCUGGAAACAGCUGCAACCAGUGGUGGAUUGACCCCGAUGUCAAGAACACCUACUCCUUCCACAAUCCCAACGACUGGGAGAACACUCAAAUCGACCUCACAGCCGCUAUCCUUGAUGAAGGCUGGGCUGACCUUAAGGAUGUCUUCAAGAUUGAAGACUGCGCUGGAAAGGCACCUGAAUUUGACAACCAGAGCCUCGGUGUCACCUGUCUCGCUACCCACGGAUUCUGUGAGUGGAACUAUGACGACACGGUCAAGCAGUUCAAGAACUGUGACAACGACAAGAAAUGGGGUUCGGUUUGCAGCAGCUUCGGCGAAGGAAUACUUGUUCCUGAGUCCUACAUGGGCCCUCUUCUGGAGAACAGCGCCUUGUUCUGCAAGAGGCGGUGA
Molecule: messenger RNA, 1401 nt
Organism: Fusarium coffeatum
Lineage: Eukaryota; Fungi; Ascomycota; Sordariomycetes; Hypocreales; Nectriaceae
Exons: 6
Coding region: 1-1401 (466 amino acids)
Source: RefSeq, a predicted model, not a curated record